Molecule: messenger RNA, 561 nt
Organism: Dichotomopilus funicola
Lineage: Eukaryota; Fungi; Ascomycota; Sordariomycetes; Sordariales; Chaetomiaceae
Product: mitochondrial outer membrane translocase complex, subunit Tom20 domain-containing protein
Exons: 4
Coding region: 1-561 (186 amino acids)
Biological process (GO): protein import into mitochondrial matrix; protein targeting; intracellular protein transport
Cellular component (GO): mitochondrial outer membrane; mitochondrial outer membrane translocase complex
Molecular function (GO): transmembrane protein transporter activity
Source: RefSeq, a predicted model, not a curated record
AUGUCGGCGCAAACAUCACGAACCGCUGUGGUUGCAACGGCAACUGUUGCCGCUCUGGCCACCGGCUUGCUAGCCUACGCUGCCUACUUCGAUUACCGCCGCCGCAACAGCGCCGAUUUCCGCAGGCAAUUGCGCCGCAACCAGCGCCAGCAACAACGCGCUGAGAAGAGCCAUGCUGAGGCGAGUGCUGUCGCCCAGCGCCAGGCCAUCAAGGACGCUGUCGACGAUGCCAAGGAGGAAGGCUUCCCCGCGAGCGCCGAAGAGAAGGAGGCGUACUUCCUAGAACAAGUCCAGGCCGGCGAGGUUUUGGGCGCUGAUCCUUCCAAGGCUACUGAAGCCGCUAUCUGCUUCUACAAGGCCCUUAAGGUUUACCCCACUCCUAAUGACUUGAUCAGCAUAUACGACAAGACUGUCUCUAAGCCCAUCUUGGAUAUCCUCGCCGAGAUGAUUGCGUACGACGGGAGUCUCCGGAUCGGCACCUCGUAUACCGGACCCGCGGGCGUCGAUGUGGCAGAAUUGAUGCGCGAGAUGGGGGCCGCCCCAGGCGUCGGCCUGGACUAA